Phacochoerus africanus (Common warthog) is the source of this 868-nucleotide messenger RNA. RefSeq names its product transmembrane protein 126A (gene TMEM126A). The record is from RefSeq and is a predicted model, not a curated record. The transcript is spliced from 6 exons. Gene Ontology annotation, biological process: mitochondrial respiratory chain complex I assembly. Lineage: Eukaryota; Metazoa; Chordata; Mammalia; Artiodactyla; Suidae. Bases 234 to 824 code for a protein of 196 amino acids. Gene Ontology annotation, cellular component: mitochondrion.
GCCCCGGACCGCGUCACGUGUCGGAAAAAUGGCUGCGCCCGGGCGCGUUGCGCAGAGGUUGGAGUGAGCCUUCGCGUGGCUGAGGAAGACCAGAGGAGGCCCCGACUGCUGGAAGGAGAAAGUAAGGGCAAAGAUCCUAUCAUGUUAUGUAACCAAGGCCCUCAAGAAAUUUGCAUCCAAGAAACAUAGAGAUAUACAUCAUCAAAAAAUAGUAUUUUAAUUUAAGGCUCAAGAUGGAAAAUCAUGAACCAGAUGAUACUAUCAAGGAAAACUUAAUUGAUAUCAUAACCAGAAAAACCAGCCAACUUCCAGAAGCAGAAAGGAAUCUGCUUGAAAAUGGAUCAACAUACAUUGGAAUUAAUGCUGCUCUCUGUGGCCUAAUAGCAAAUAGUCAUUUUCGACGCAUCUUACAUGUGACACAGGCUCGUAUAGCUGCUGGCUUACCAAUGGCAGUGAUCCCAUUUUUGACAGCACACGUUUCUUACAAAGGUUUUAUAAGCUUACCUUUGAAUACAGGUGAUUUGCAUUGUGAAACCUGUACCAUAAUACGAGGUGGAUUGGUUGGUCUUGUUUUUGGUGGUCUGUAUCCUGUUUUCUUGGCUCUACCUGUGAAUGGUGGCCUUGCAGCCAGGUAUAACUCAGCACUGCUACCUGAGAAAGGAAACAUCUUAAAUUACUGGAUGAGGAUUUCUAAGCCUGUCUUUAGAAAGAUGUUAUUUCCCAUUUUGCUCCAGACUGGGUUUGGAGCAUACCUUGGGUCUAGACAAUAUAAAGUACUUAUAAAGGCUCUUCAGUUACCUGAACCUGGCCUGGAAAUGCACUGAUUCUAAAACAAGUCUGUACACAAGAAUAAAAUUAUAAAAAAUAA